AUGUCCACCAAUCCGUCGGACGCUCCCGUGCUCCCUCAAGUCGGAUCGUAUGCGUAUCCGCCGAAGCGAAAGCGGGGCGACUUCUGUGACGAUGACGACGGCGACGAGACCAGGGUGAAGUCAUUGAAGCGCGUCGAUCAAAUGCAAGAUCGAUAUUCUGUGCUGCUGCUGGACAUGGCGUCCAUCCAUGACCACGAUGCCACGGUUCUCGGCACCAACAAUCCGGGACUCCUGGAGCCAGUCCCCGAAGGAGACUGGCUGGAUGUUCCAGAAGGGCCGCUUCAAGAUGAUCCCUUCGUCGAGGGAUACUGGUCGGACGAGGAUGAGGACGACCACCAGCAGCAGCACCACCACCACCACCACCACAGCGACAACGACAGCGACGACAAUGAAGACGACUACGACGCCUACGACUACGACUACGACUAUUCGGAUUCGGAUUCGAAUUCGGAUGAUGGCGAGUCCUCCGCCGGCAGCGGAAGCGCGCACGGACACCAGUCCGAGGAGACCAGCUCCUCGGAUACAAUCGUGACGCCGCCGCUCCAGGACGACGUCGUUGGCUCGGUCGAGGAGACCGCCGAGCCUCAUCCGUCAGGCAACACCCUAGGGGUCUACCGCGUGGGAAACCGGUGGGCUUGCCCCAAAUGCCAUCGUACCUACAAGAAGCGAAACGAGGCGAUAAGGCAUCUCGCCACUGUGCACGGCAACAAGGAGUAUCGAUGCCCAGCAUGCGACUGGAGGUUCAAUCGCAAGGACGCAUUCAAACGCCAUUAUGAAGGCGUGACAAUGAGCGCUUGCAAGGACUUCAUGGUCAGCACGCUGCUCCCCACGGAGACUCUGCGGGGCUUCGAUGCCUCUCGCUACUUUAUGCCGAAAGACGCUUGA
This is a messenger RNA of Postia placenta MAD-698-R-SB12, 885 nucleotides long. RefSeq lists its product as hypothetical. Bases 1 to 885 code for a protein of 294 amino acids. NCBI's taxonomy places the organism in Eukaryota, Fungi, Basidiomycota, Agaricomycetes, Polyporales, Adustoporiaceae. The transcript has 2 exons. The record is from RefSeq and is a predicted model, not a curated record.